AUGAAUGACGAAAACGAUUUUCCUUCUGAGCAACAAGAAUGCGUGGCAGAUAAUGUUGAAGACAAAUUUGAAUCAAAUGAACAUGAUGUCUAUGCUGCAGAAGAACUUGAGAGAAAGAAGGAAAGAAAGAAGAAAAAGAAAGAACAUUUGGAGGACUAUUCAACUGCCGCUCAGCAAGAUAAUGCGGAAACUGACAGCAAUGGUCAUAUGCAUACGGAUGAGAUGCAAAGUAAUGAGGUAGAACAUGCAACCAAAAAGAAGAAGAAGAAGAAGAAGAAGAAGAAGAAGAAGAAGAAACAUACUGAAGUAAUGGAAGAGGGUUCUGAGGAGAUAAGAGAUAAUGGUGCUGCACAUGAGAAGAAAGGAAAAUUGAAAAUGACCAAACCGGUGGAGAAUGAGUCAAGCGAUGCUACACCCAGAAAAAGUAAGAAGAAAGUGAGGUUUUCUAAUCACGUCGAAGUUUCCCCCUCUCCAGUCAUUUCAAAUCCAGCGAAAUGGACUGUGGAGGGAGAGAAACUAGUUAGAGGUAAGUGGUUCACGUCUGAAGAGGAUGAGAUCAUCAAAGCUGCUGUUAAUGACUACAUACUGAGUCACAACUUAGGGGACAAAGGCCUGGACAUGGUCCUCAACUGUCAAAAGCACCCCAAGGUGAGGGGCUGUUGGAAGGAAAUCGGGUCUUCCAUACCAUAUAGACCCACCUCUUCCGUCUACGUGCGUACCCAUGUUCUAUUCCGCAGGGCUGAGAAUCGCAAAUGGACUGAGGAAGAGUACGAGGAGAUCCUCAAGUUCUGCGAGGAGCACGGCAGGCAAUGGAAGAAGCUGGCAGACAAGCUCGGCAAGCACAGGACACAUGUCAGGAACACCUGGCGGAGGAUAAAGCUGGUCAACCGCAAGAAAGGGCACUGGUCUCAGGACGAGUACCAGAAACUGUUUGACCUCGUGAACAUUGACCUGCAGGCGAAGCUUCGAGAAGAGAAGAAGUCCCAGCACGGGAUGCUGCGUGACAAUAUCUGCUGGACGGCAAUUAGUGAUGAGCUGUCAACCCGUCCUCAGGACCUUUGCUGUGAAAAGUGGUACAGACAACUGACCUCGUCCAUGGUGGCCCAGGGCGUGUGGGCCGACUCAGACGACUACCGUCUGAUUGGUGGGCUUCAUAGCCUGGACGCGACCUGCGUGGAGGAUGUGGACUGGGAUGGUGUUGUUGAGGGCAGGGAUGGGAUUGUGUGCCGAAAGCGUUGGAAUCAGAUGGCUUUGCAUUUGGGGCGGAAUGGGCAUAAGCCGUUUGCCGAGCAGGUAGAAGUCUUGGCGCGGAGAUACUGCCCUCAUCUUCUGGAGGCGAGAGAGGCUUGGGACAGCAAACCAAGAGUUCCAUGA
Molecule: messenger RNA, 1374 nt
Organism: Striga hermonthica
Lineage: Eukaryota; Viridiplantae; Streptophyta; Magnoliopsida; Lamiales; Orobanchaceae
Source: the annotation of a GenBank genome assembly